Molecule: messenger RNA, 1287 nt
Organism: Kwoniella botswanensis
Lineage: Eukaryota; Fungi; Basidiomycota; Tremellomycetes; Tremellales; Cryptococcaceae
Exons: 7
Coding region: 1-1287 (428 amino acids)
Biological process (GO): transmembrane transport
Cellular component (GO): membrane
Molecular function (GO): transmembrane transporter activity
Source: RefSeq, a predicted model, not a curated record
AUGAUCGCAUCAGCCGCAAUCGAAAAACCAACUACCUCUAAAGUGGCGGCUUCACCAAUUGCUCCCCCUUCCAUGAUGACUCCCCCACCAGAUGGCGGGUUCGCCGCAUGGGCAACAGUUGCUGGCUGCUGGAUGGCUUUGUUGGUUCAAUUCGGAUUAUGUAACAGCUUCGGGGUUUUUCAAGCCUACUACGAGUCAAACUUGUUGGGUCACAAGUCACCUUCUCAGAUUGCCUGGAUUGGGACACUUCAGCUUUUCAUUCUGUUCUUCGGGGGCUUAUUCGUGGGACGCAUCCUCGACUCCCAUGGUGCACACGUUUUGACUGUACCCGGUAGUUUCUUGAUAGUCCUGGCGUUGAUGACGACCUCGCUCUGCAGAGAAUAUUGGCAAUUCAUACUUGCACAGGGAGUUCUGUUUGGAAUCGGAUGCAGUAUGACGUUUCACCCUAGCGUCUCCUUGCCUCCCCAGUGGUUCUCAAAGAAGCGUGGUAUGGCCACAGCCAUUGCCAUGAGUGGAUCAGGACUUGGUGGGGUUAUAUGGCCAAUCAUCAUCAGAGCGUUCUUCGACUCACCUAGAAUCGGUUUCCAAUGGGGCACUCGAGCAGUCGGAUUCAUCUCACUGGGAUUGUUAGCGGCUGCCAACGCUCUGAUCCACAAACGAGCGCCUAAACGGAAACCCCUUCCCUGGUUCACGGUGUUCCACUUCAUCACAGAUUGGCAUUUCAGUUUGACCAUCGUUUCUAUCGCAUUCACCCUUUUUGGCUUCCUCGUACCCUUCUACUAUAUUUCUACCAAUGCACUUGCACUCGGCGCUUCCGAAGCUAUGGCUUUUUACACUCUGUCUUGCAUGAACGCCGGUUCCACGAUGGGUAGACUGGUCGCAGGUUUCAUUCCUUCCCUCACUCCUCUUCUGAUACUUCCGACUUCAUCCCUACUUUGUGGUAUCUUCAUACUUGCAAUGUGGAUCCCACUCAAAAAUGUUGCGAGUCUCCUCGCAUUUGGCGUUAUCUACGGCAUGUUCUCGGGUAUCUGGUUAUCAGCAAUCCCACCCUGUAUCGCUUCGAUGUCUCAAUUACCACAGAUUGGCGCCAAGCUAGGCUUGACCUUCGGUUCAGCCUCAAUCUUCGCCCUUGUGGGAGCUCCAAUUGCUGGAGCGAUUGUAGAUGCGCAUGAGGAUUUGGGUGGAUUCAGACAAGCGGCAGUCUUUUCAGGUAUCAUGAUGCUUGUCGGUGCAGCCCUCAGCUGCGUUGUGUGGGUCACAAAGCGUCAAACAUAUUGUGGGAAAUGA